Malania oleifera is the source of this 1494-nucleotide messenger RNA. RefSeq names its product G-type lectin S-receptor-like serine/threonine-protein kinase At1g11410. The coding region runs from base 1 to 1494 and encodes 497 amino acids. Gene Ontology annotation, molecular function: protein kinase activity; ATP binding. The record is from RefSeq and is a predicted model, not a curated record. Gene Ontology annotation, biological process: protein phosphorylation. The transcript has 8 exons. NCBI's taxonomy places the organism in Eukaryota, Viridiplantae, Streptophyta, Magnoliopsida, Santalales, Ximeniaceae.
AUGGUUCACCGGGUUGCAAAAGGAAUGUGUGGGAACGAAGAAGGGUUUGUGAAGCUUGAAUGGGUGAAGGUGCCUGACACGUCAGUGGCACGUGUGAACAUGAACUUGAACGCAGAAACGUGUAAGGAUAAGUGCUUGAGGAAUUGCUCGUGCAUAGAGUACACAAGUGCAGAUAGCAAGGGUGGAGGGAGGGGUGCCUCACUUGGCAUGGCGAUUUGGUUGACACCAAAUUCAACGAAAAGAAAGAGUUCCAGUAGCAUUAAGGGUACUAAGAGGAUAUUGGUGAUUGUGACUGGAUGUACUCUUUUGGUAGGGUUUCUUUUGGUUAUAUUUCACUUCUGCAAGAGGCAUCCAAAGAUUAGAGGCCAUUGGGGAAAUCAAAGUCACAAAAAAAUGUUAUUGUUCAAUUUGGCCACAACACACAAGGACUAUCCAAAAGAAGAUGGACAUGAUGUGGGAGAAAGGAAUGUCGAUUUGCCAUUUUUUAAUUUAAGGGAUACAAAAUUUACAACAAAUAACUUCUCGGACAAACUUGGGGAAAGUGGUUUUGGUGAAGGUCACGUAUCCAAUGGACAAGAAAUAGCGGUGAAAAGGCUCUCGAAAUGCUCAGGCCAAGGAGUUGAAGUAUUCAGAAAUGAAGUCUUGUUGAUUGCCAGACUUCAACAUAGAAAUUUAGUAAAAGUUUUAGGUUGUUGCAUUGAUGGGGAAAAGACAAUGCUAAUCUACGAAUAUAUGCCUAAUAAAAGCUUGGACUAUUUCAUGGCAAAUCAUACUAGGAAGGCACUACUGGAUUGGAAAAAGCGCUACGAAAUUAUCAUUGGGAAUGCUCGAGGCAUUCUUUACCUUCAUCAAGACUCAAGGUUAAGAAUUAUUCAUAUGGAUUUGAAAGCUAGUAAUAUACUUCUUGAUGGAGAGAUGAACCCCAAAACUUCAGACUUUGGCUUGGCAAGAAUAUUUGGACGAAACCAAACUCAAGAAAAUACAAAUAGGGUAUUUGGGACAUUCGAUUAUAUGUCACCAGAAUAUGCACUAGAUGGUCUCUUCUCAAUGAAAUCAAACAUCUUCAGAUUUGGAGUUUUACUAUUAGAGAUCAUUAGUGGCAAGAAGAAUUUUACUUCUUACAAUGAUGAUCCACUCUCAAAUUUAAUAAAACAUGUGAUUGUAACUUUUCUAACGUGGGACUUGUGGAGUGAAGAUAGAGUUUUAGAGAUAGUUGAUUGUUCAAUGGGCAAUUCUUGGCAAGAGCUUGAAGUUUUAAGAUGUAUCCAAGUUGGGCUCUUAUGUGUUCAAGGUAACGAUGUGGAUAGGCCAACCAUGUUAACAAUUGUUUUCAUGUUAAGCAAUGAAGUAGCUAUUCCUUCUCCAAUUAAAACAACUAGCAUUUGUUGUCAAAGGCCCCAUGUCAAGUACAUGUUCCAAAAACGAGAUGACAAUUACAAUGAUUGGUCCCCGAUAGAAUAUCCAUGUCUAUCUAAAAGCUACUUAUAUCGAUGA